GGAGACGAAGGACCAUUUCAUACGUUAGCGCCGUACGCUUUUACGAAUAGCAUCGGCCACGGACUUGCGCUUGAGGCGGUCACACUUUCACCACAUGCAUUCGUUUUGGAGGUUCUUUUUCCGGAGAGUAUCACCUUAUAUACUCUGUCACCGCGUUCCUUCGUUGCCUCAAUACUCAGUCCUGAAGCGUUGAUUGGUCGAAUUAUUUCACCAGCCGCCUUCGUUGCAGAGGUUCUCUCGCCUCGAGCGCUUGCCGCGCAAAUUCUAUCACCAGAAGCGUUAAUUGCACAAGUAUUGACACCACGUAUGAUCGAGCCUCGCGUUCUCAGUCCUGAGGUAUUGGUCAUCGAAGUGCUCAGUCCUGGCAUCAUAGAACCGCGUAUUUAUUCAGAUGAAGCUCUUGGUGUUAUUGUUCUAAGUCCUCAAAUACUCUCACCUCGAUUAUGGAGUGAGGAACACAUGCUUGUUGAGGUAAGGAAAUGA
Anisakis simplex (herring worm) is the source of this 483-nucleotide messenger RNA. The record is from the annotation of a GenBank genome assembly. NCBI's taxonomy places the organism in Eukaryota, Metazoa, Nematoda, Chromadorea, Rhabditida, Anisakidae.